Messenger RNA from Aspergillus ochraceoroseus IBT 24754, 705 nucleotides. Its product is annotated as demethoxyubiquinone hydroxylase family protein. Bases 1 to 705 code for a protein of 234 amino acids. The transcript has a single exon. The record is from RefSeq and is a predicted model, not a curated record. Gene Ontology annotation, molecular function: 3-demethoxyubiquinol 3-hydroxylase activity. Gene Ontology annotation, biological process: ubiquinone biosynthetic process. NCBI's taxonomy places the organism in Eukaryota, Fungi, Ascomycota, Eurotiomycetes, Eurotiales, Aspergillaceae. Gene Ontology annotation, cellular component: mitochondrial inner membrane.
AUGAGUUCCUUUACCGCACUUCGAGCUCAUCGCUCAGCUUAUUCUCGACCACUUUUGCUAGAUUUUCUCGCCCCGUCCACUCUACACCACCGCCAGUACCACGCCACCCCGUCCAGCUCGAAACCCAAAUACAUUCUGAACCAGAAACAACGCGAAUUCCUGGAUAGCGCUCUUCGCGUCAAUCAGGCCGGGGAACUGGCAGCAACGCUGAUCUACACGGCGCAAACCCCCCAGGUGGUGCGCUCCCACCCUCACCUACGACCGUUGAUGAAGCACAUGUACGACCAGGAAGCGGGUCACCUGUCGACCUUCAACCAGAUGAUUGCCAAACACCGCGUACGGCCCACGGCGAUGUAUCCAGUCUGGGAGGUGGCCGCAACGUUUCUGGGCUGGUCGACCGGAGUCAUGGGACGGGAGGCGGCGAUGGCCUGCACGGAAGCUGUAGAAACGGAGAUUGGGACCCAUUACAACGAUCAGGUUCGGGAGAUUCUGUCCUGGGAAGCCGAUGCGGAGAGCCGAGGAGAGGAGCUAGAUGAGGAGCUCCAGGAUAUGUUGGCGACAUUUCGAAGGAUUCGAGACGAAGAACUGGAACAUUUGGACCAUGCGGUAGAGAACGACGCCAAAGAGGCCCGGCCUUAUGACCCGUUGGUCAAUGUCAUCCGUCUGGGAUGUCGAACGGCCAUCAAAAUCAGCGAAAGAGUAUGA